Gossypium raimondii (Peruvian cotton) is the source of this 2561-nucleotide messenger RNA. RefSeq lists its product as uncharacterized. Bases 183 to 932 code for a protein of 249 amino acids. The transcript is spliced from 2 exons. The record is from RefSeq and is a predicted model, not a curated record. NCBI's taxonomy places the organism in Eukaryota, Viridiplantae, Streptophyta, Magnoliopsida, Malvales, Malvaceae.
UACUACUCACUUCAACUCCAUUUGCUUGAGCCCCAGUAAGUAGAGAAGCUAUAUAUUUGCUAAGGCCAUCCAGAUCCCUUUAGUCUUUGAUUGCUUUCGGUAUAGAGCUUAGACAUUGCAAAGCAUAUCUAGACGUUGUAGUAAAGAUCUGUGAGAUUUGUAUUUACGUAAGUGUUACCACCAUGGCUGAAAACACUGUUAGUUUGAAGCUUUUGGUCGAGUCAACGAGCCAAAGAGUUCUGUUUGCUGAAGCCGGGAAAGAUUUUGUCGAUUUUCUGUUCAACAUUCUGUCAUUUCCUGUUGGCACUGUCAUAUGGCUUCUGAAGAAACAAGAAAUGGUGGGUUGCCUUGGAAACCUAUACGACAGCCUUGAGACUAUGAACGAUACCUACAUUCAACCAACAGCAAACAAAGACACCCUUUUGAAGCCUAUAGCGUCCAUCAAUGCUGCAAAUGUGCCUCCCUUGCUGCCAACAACCGCAUCAUCAAAAUCAAUCGAAAUUUACAUGUGUGAUCAAAGUUACUAUAAUCAAAGGUGUGGUCUCUAUGUCUCCUAUGAUUCUAAAUCCAUUUGUCCUUCUUGUAAUGGAGUUAUGAAAGAAAUCGCAACCGUUGUUAAUCCAGAAAAGAAGGAUUCAUCUACUGAUGAGGGAGGUUAUGUGAAAGGGGUUAUUACAUACAUGAUCAUGGAUGAUCUUUUUGUAAGGCCCAUGUCAGCCAUUUCUUGUAUCACUUUACUCAACAGGUUCAAUAUCAAGGAUGUAGGGGUUCUUGAAGAGAAAACCACUGAUAUAGGAGUCAAUGAGGGUGUGAAGUUGCUAAAGGCGUCCUUGCAGUCCAAGACUGUGCUCACUGAUGUGUUCAUUGAGAAGAAGGUGAGCGAAACUGAUGCUAGCAAUUCUGCUGGUGAAGUACAUUCAAUCGAGAUAUAAGAAAUGCUGGCCGAUUUUCAGUUUGCAAGUUUGUUUUAUGAGUCUUAGUCUAAGAAGGGAUGCUCAUUGGUUUUUCUUAAAACCUUAGCAGUCUGUAUGAGGAUCCUUUGAGCCUCUUUUGAGUUUUAAUUGCUAAAACUUAGCCCUUUUAGAGCUACCAUUUGUAUGUUAUAAUAGAAAUAUAAUAUGGAACUUGAAAAUGGUGAAAAUUAAAGCAUCCCUUGUUUCUCAAUUCAACUCAAUUUGUUUGAGACCCAGUGAAGAAAAACUAGUCAGAUAUUUGCUUAGGCCAUCCAAUUCUCAUUAGUCAUUAUACAGGCAGUAACUAUAUUCAAGUACUGUGAAUAUCUCACCUUUUAUCAUUAGUGUUUUUUCAUGGCUGCCCCCACUCCUAGUCCCACCACAAUUAGCCUAAAGCUUCUUAUAGACCCAAAAUCCCACAGGCUUCUCUUUGGUGAAGUAAAGAUUUUGUUGAUCUUUCGAGCAUUAUGUCAUUGCCUGUUGGCACUGUGAUAAGGCUCCUUAGUGAACAAGGAAUGGUGGUUGCAUCAGAAACAUCUACGACAGCAUUGAAAAUCUGGACAAUUUCUACAUGUUGUCAGCAGCAAACAAAAACAUCUUUUUGAAGCCACAAGCAUUUACUAUGCUGUUUAUGUACCUCCCUUGUUUCCAUCCAUGCAACCUCCAACUUACACCAAUUUUUAUAGGUGUACUAGCUCCUAUCCAAGAGACAGGUGUCACAAUAUGGCAAAUGGUCCAAAAUCCCGCUGUCCUUGCUGUACCAGCGUUAUGGACAGUAAUUUCACUUUUGCGAAUCUGCCAAACAAGGUUGGGGGAGGUUUUGUCAAGGAAACUGUAACUUAUAUGAUUACAGAUGAUCUGGUUGUGGGGCCUCUGCCCACUAAAUCUAUUAUCACUUUGCUCAACAAGUUCAACGUCAAGGAUGUGGUUAAAGAGAAAGUCAUUGUUGUGGGAAUUAAUAAGGUGAAAGAAUAUUUUCUUGUUCCUUAACUUGUUUAUUUAUGUAAAGUGAACUUCAAGCAUGUCAGUCCAAUAGUAUAACUUGAAACUAUAUGGCUUUAUGUAAUCCUCAAACCUUUAUUUAUAAUAACCUCAAUCUUGGGAUCUAAGCAAUACUUGGAUUUCAUGCUAAAGAAGGUAGCCAUAUCUCUUCAAGGAAGGAAUUGCAAAAAUUGCAAUUGUCCAUAAAUUUAUCCCUCUUUUAGCAGGGACCGAAUCUCCCUUGAAGUUGAAAACCUUAUCCCUAUACUUGGAGCUAAAUGAUCUAAAAAUGAUACCAUUUUCAUGUUAAAAUAGAAAUACCAUAUGAGACUUUAAAAUAGGGGAAAGAAUCCUUGUUACUCACUUCAACUCAAUUUUUUGAGAUCCAAUGAAGAAAAGUAUUGUUGAGCAUUGGCCUGCACUGCAACAAAAGACCAGCAGCAGCUCAGCAACAAGACUAGCAGAAGCUCAACUUGGAGAUCAGCAUUGGAGUUUAACCGAAUGCUAUAACUUCCUCAGUUCAUUUUGUUCUAUGAAACUUUGUUUAGUUUCCUUGUAAUUUGUCCAAAGUUAGUAGGAUUAGUUUGUUGAUUUGAAUUGAUGUAACAGCUGAUAUGUCAGCUUGCU